GAGCCAAAAUAGCCGGAAUAAAUUGCCCCUACCCACCUGCGCAUAUCUCCUUCGUCCUGCUCAGUUCAACUUUAUGAUUUGGAACUCCUCUCGUUUUACCAGAUACAUCUACAAUACAAAAUCUCUCUGCUGCCAUGAAUUGAUUAGCAAUUUAGCAGUAGAAUAAAUUAUCUAUUUAGUUUAAGUUUUGAAGAAAAUCUCAACCCUAGGUGGUUAAUUUUAUCAAUCGCAGUCUGAUUACGGAGGAUGGCCGGUGGUUCCCACGCGAAAUCAUCCGCUUCUCACCGCAAAUCACGCUGGGAAUCCUCCUCCAAUAAUCGUCCACCACCGUCAGAUUCCAAAUCCAACGACCAAAAACCUCCAUCAUCAAAUUCAAAUCCAUCUCCCAAGAACCGUAACACCACCACUACCGGUCCAUCUCCCAAACCUACUCCUCCUAACAACAACACUUCACAGCCUACUCCAGCGGGUCCCACAUUUCCCUUCCGCCAUGACCAGGCUCCACCACCGCUACCUCCGCCUCCGCCUGCAUACGGCUUUCACAUGCUGGAGCGUCGCACCAUCGCUCUCGCCGACGGAAGCGUCCGCUCUUACUUUGCUCUCCCGCCUGAUUACCAAGACAUCCCCCUUCAUCAUCGCCUUCCGCCGCUGUUCUCGCGCUUCCCUCCUCCUCCUCAUCAUCAUCCUGAUUUUAGCGGUCCCCGCUUCCCUCCUAUGAGCCCCGAAGGGUUAGGGUUUCGUGAAAACAAUAAUAGUAAUAAUAAUAAUAAUAAUAAUAAUAAUAAUCAAAAUAAGAGGAAGUUUGGUGGUGGUGAGGAGGAAUUUAGGUUUGGUAAUAAUAAUAAUCAUUUGGCGGGAACAAGCACCAGUAAUAAUAGUCCUUUUAAGAGGAACUUUGUUGAUGAUUCUAGAGCAGGAAAAUUCAUGAGGAUUGGUGAUAAUUAUAAUAAUGUUAAUACUACUGUUAAUAAGCAUCUUGAAGUUGAUCAGGAUAAGCUUAACAAGCUUUUUUUGCAUUUUUCUAAAUUGAUUAAUGAGAAUGAGGCUGACAGAAGGCGGUAUUUGGAGAACGGCAAGCAAGGGAGAGUUACCUGUAUUGCUUGCGGCAGGUUAUCCAAAGAAUUUCCAGACACACAUGCUCUGGUAAUGCACACAUACAACUCAGAUAAUGCUGACCUGCGUGUGGAUCACUUGGGCUUACACAAAGCUCUAUGUGUUCUUAAGGGAUGGAACUACUCAAAGCCCCCUGAUAAUGCGAAGGUCUAUCAGUUCUUACCUGCUGAUGAGGCAGCAGCAAACCGGGAUGAUUUGGUUAUGUGGCCCCCUAUGGUGAUAAUUCAUAACACAAUUACAGGAAAGGGUAAAGAUGAGCGUAUGGAAGGUUUGGGAAACAAAGCAAUGGAUAGCAAAAUAAGAGAUCUUGGAUUUCCUGGUGGCAAGUCAAAGUCCUUAUAUGGAAGGGAAGGUCAUCUGGGCAUAACCCUUAUAAAGUUUAGUGGUGAUCAAACAGGCCUGAAGGAGGCUAUGAGGCUGGCAGAACACUAUGAGAAGGAAAAUCUUGGUCGUAAGGCUUGGGGGCGCAUCCAGCCUGUGACAUUGGGCAAGGAUGAUGAGAAGAACCCAAACCUUGUAAAGGUAGAAAGGAAUGGGGAGAAAAAGAGGAUUUUAUACGGCUAUCUUGCAACCGCCGCUGAUCUCCACAAGGUUGAUUUUGAAACAAGGAAGAGAGUAACAAUUGCGAACCAGAGAGAGUAUAAAGCAUCCACGUAGAAUUUAAAUGACAUACGAGGUACAAUUUUAUCUCCUAAUUUUAUUUAUUAACUUUAUUUUUUUUGAACUAUGUUUUCCGCUGGGGAUGAUCAAGAGAGCGCAAUGUUCGUGUCUUGCUCAACUAAACUACCAGCUAAUUGGCUUGUGAUAAUAAUGUAUCCUAAUUCAUAAUUAUGUAGUUUAUGCGAAUUGAUGAUCCAAGAUUUUUACCAACUUA
Messenger RNA from Mercurialis annua (annual mercury), 1987 nucleotides. RefSeq lists its product as uncharacterized. Gene Ontology annotation, biological process: regulatory ncRNA-mediated gene silencing. NCBI's taxonomy places the organism in Eukaryota, Viridiplantae, Streptophyta, Magnoliopsida, Malpighiales, Euphorbiaceae. The record is from RefSeq and is a predicted model, not a curated record. The transcript is spliced from 3 exons. Bases 247 to 1770 code for a protein of 507 amino acids.